Messenger RNA from Cinclus cinclus, 1146 nucleotides. RefSeq names its product G protein-coupled receptor 34 (gene GPR34). Gene Ontology annotation, cellular component: membrane. The coding region runs from base 1 to 1146 and encodes 381 amino acids. Gene Ontology annotation, biological process: G protein-coupled receptor signaling pathway. The transcript has a single exon. The record is from RefSeq and is a predicted model, not a curated record. Gene Ontology annotation, molecular function: G protein-coupled purinergic nucleotide receptor activity. NCBI's taxonomy places the organism in Eukaryota, Metazoa, Chordata, Aves, Passeriformes, Cinclidae.
AUGAUGGCUGCAACUUCAGCUGAUUUACCAACCACUGUUCCACAUAAGGAAGAACUCUGGAAUAACCAGACUAACCUGACCAUAAAUGCCUCAGAAAGUCACAGUGAUACCAGCUGUUCUUUGGAUGACAACAACUCACUGUCAGUUGCUUUGAUCUUUUUUUACUCCAUUAUUUUUGUUGUUGGAUUGGUCGGAAAUAUUAUAGCCCUGUUUGCUUUCCUGCGCAUUCACCAGAAAAGGAAUUCUAUCCAAGUUUACUUGCUAAACAUAGCAGUUGCAGACCUUCUGCUGAUCUUCUGUCUUCCCUUCCGGAUACUCUAUCAUGCCACCAACCGCUGGAUGUUCGGGCGGAUUUUGUGCAAGGUUGUGGGAACUCUGUUUUACAUGAACAUGUACAUUAGCAUAGUACUGCUGGGACUCAUUAGUCUGGAUCGUUAUAUAAAAAUAAAUAAGUCUGUGAAGCGUCCAAAGAUGUUAACCACCGCCCAGAGCGUGCAGAUUUGUUGCACGGUGUGGGCGAUUGCAGUGACAGGAUUUAUAGUGGUAGUUGCACCAUCUUUCUUUAAGACUGAGGACAGCAACUCUACCAAGUGCUUUCAUUACCGAAGCAAACAGAAUGCAGAGAAGACUGAAGCAAUUUUAAAUUAUAUCAUUGUAUUGAUUUUUUGGAUAGUUUUUUUCCUUUUGGUACUUUCGUAUGUAAAAAUUGCCAAGAACCUUCUGAAAAUUUCGAGGAGAAGGGCAAACUUUCCCAAUGCAGGAAAAUACACCAAGACAGCAAGAAAUUCCUUCAUUGUUCUCGUAAUUUUCACCAUCUGUUUUGUGCCUUAUCACAUGUUCCGGUUUGUCUACAUCACAUCACAGUUACGAACCCCAUCCUGUUACUGGAUGGAGAUCAUUCACACGUGCAAUGAGGUGAUGCUGGUGUUUUCAUCAUUUAACAGCUGCCUAGACCCAGUUAUGUAUUUCCUAAUGUCCACAAGUGUCCGUAAGACUGUAUUCCAACUGAUAUGCAGAAAACUUCAUGGAGAGUCAAGCCUAAACCUGGAGAGCACUUCAGAUGUAAAACUUGGCCAAUAUACCCAAGAGCGAUUAUCUACCACCACUCCUCACUCCAGCUACUCCAGGAAGAAGUCUAUGAUUUGA